Messenger RNA from Condylura cristata (star-nosed mole), 3717 nucleotides. RefSeq names its product Rap guanine nucleotide exchange factor (GEF) 3 (gene RAPGEF3). The record is from RefSeq and is a predicted model, not a curated record. Gene Ontology annotation, cellular component: plasma membrane. Gene Ontology annotation, biological process: positive regulation of GTPase activity; Ras protein signal transduction. Gene Ontology annotation, molecular function: guanyl-nucleotide exchange factor activity. NCBI's taxonomy places the organism in Eukaryota, Metazoa, Chordata, Mammalia, Eulipotyphla, Talpidae. The transcript is spliced from 27 exons. The coding region runs from base 295 to 3081 and encodes 928 amino acids.
CGUUGGUCUGGGACGGAGGCGGAGGCUGGGGGCUCCUUGUCGCUGGGGGGGCCUCCCCCCCAUCCCCAAGGUUUCAGCCCUCGACCCACACAAGAGGAGCCUCUCCACUCAGCUUUGCCUUCUGCUAUCCACGGGGCCCCUCAGACUAGAAACUGGCCCGGUCCACUGCGCCCCGGACUUACAGCCCUCAACCCCCUGGGGUACCCCCUUUCUGAGCUGAAGGGCACUUGCUGCCCCACCUUCCCCUCAGCCUUUUGUUACCGCCUGCACAACAGUUCCAGCCUGAGAAGGACCAUGAAGGUGGGCUGGCCAGGUGAGAGCCGCUGGGAGGUGGGCCUCGCUGUAGAAGAUGGCCCAGCUCUGGGAGCACCAGCAGUGGGGGGGCUUCCAGAUUUGGUGCCAGAGGGGACGCUGUUCAACAUGGUGCUGAGGAGGAUGCACCGGCCCAGAAGCUGCUCCUACCAGCUGCUGCUUGAGCACCAGCGCCCCAGUCGCAUCCAGGGGCUUCGCUGGACGCCCCUCACUAGCAGUGAGGAGUCCCUGGAUUUCAGCGGGAGCCUAGAGCAGACCUCCACUGAGCGCUUGCUCAGGACUGGGAGGCAGCUGUAUCGGCAUCUGCUGGCCGCUUGCCCAAACCUCAUCCGAGACAGAAAGUACCACCUCAGGCUCUAUCGGCAGUGCUGCUCUGGCCGGGAGCUGGUCGAUGGGAUCUUGGCCCUGGGGCUUGGGGUCCAUUCCCGGAGCCAAGCCGUGGGAAUCUGCCAGGUGCUGCUGGAUGAGGGUGCCCUCUACCACGUGAAACACAACUGGACCUUCCAGGACCGAGACACCCAAUUCUAUCGCUUCCCCGGGCCGCAGCCAGAGCCCGUGGGCGUUCAUGAGAUGGAGGAGGAGUUGGUUGAAGCUGUGGCCCUGCUCUCCCAGCGGGGGCCUGAUGCCCUACUCACGGUAGCACUUCGGAAGCUCCCAGGCCAGCGCACAGACGAGGAGCUGGACCUCAUCUUUGAGGAGCUGCUGCACAUCAAGGCGGUGGCCCACCUCUCCAACUCGGUGAAGCGGGAACUAGCAGCAGUUCUGCUCUUUGAACCACACAGCAAGGCAGGGACCGUGUUGUUCAGCCAGGGGGACAAAGGCACCUCGUGGUACAUUAUCUGGAAGGGCUCUGUCAACGUGGUGACCCACGGCAAGGGGCUGGUGACCACCCUGCAUGAGGGAGAUGACUUCGGGCAGCUGGCUCUGGUGAACGACGCACCCCGGGCGGCCACCAUCAUCCUUCGAGAAGACAAUUGUCAUUUUCUCCGGGUGGACAAGCAGGACUUCAACCGUAUAAUCAAGGACGUGGAAGCGAAGACCAUGAGGCUGGAAGAGCAUGGCAAAGUGGUGCUGGUCAUGGAGAGGACAUCUCAGAGUGCUGGCCCUUCUCGUCCCUCUCCCCCAGGCAGGAACCGGUACACGGUGAUGUCUGGCACCCCGGAAAAGAUCCUAGAACUGCUGUUAGAGGCCAUGAGGCCUGAUUCAAGUGCUCAUGACCCAACAGAGACAUUCCUCAGCGACUUCCUCCUGACCUACAGCGUCUUCAUGUCCAGCACUCAGCUCUGCACUGCCCUGUUGCACCAUUUCCACGCGGAGCCCACUGGUAGCAGCGAGCAGGAGCGCAACACCUACAUCUGCAACAAGAGGCAGCAGAUUCUGCGACUGGUUAGCCAGUGGGUGGCUCUGUACGGCCCCACGCUCCACACUGACCCUGUGGCCACCAGCUUCCUCCAGAAACUCUCGGACCUGGUGAGCAGGGACGGCCGGCUCAGCCACCUGCUGCGGGAGCAGUGGCCGGAGAGGCGGCGACACCACAGGUUGGAAAAUGGCUGUGGGAACGCAUCUCCUCAGAUGAAGGCCCGGAAUGUGCCUAGUUGGCUCCCCAGUCAGGACGAGCCCCUCCCCAGCAGCGCCUGUGCCAUUCGAGUUGGGGACAAAGUCCCCUACAACAUCUGCCGAUCAGACCACUCAGUGCUGACCCUGCAGCUGCCUGUGACAGCCACAGUGAGAGAGGUGAUGGCCGCACUGGCGCAGGAAGAUGGCUGGACCAAGGGGCAGGUGUUGGUGAAGGUCAACUCCGCAGGUGAUGCCGUUGGACUGCAGCCAGAAGCUCGGGGUGUGGCCACAUCCCUGGGACUCAACGAGCGGCUCUUUGUUGUCAAUGCACAGGAAGUACAGGAGCUGACCCCCCACCCUGAACAGCUGGGGCCCACUGUGGGCUCUGCUGAGGGGCUGGACCUGGUGAGCGCCAAGGACCUGGCUGUCCAGCUGACCGAGCACGACUGGAGCCUCUUCAACAGUAUCCAUCAGGUGGAACUGAUCCACUAUGUGCUGGGCCCCCAGCACCUGCGGGAUGUCACUACUGCCAAUCUGGAGCGCUUCCUGCGCCGCUUCAAUGAGCUGCAGUACUGGGUGGCUACAGAGCUGUGUCUCUGCCCUGAGCCAGGGCCCAGGGCCCAGCUGCUCAGGAAGUUCAUCAAGCUGGCGGCCCACCUCAAGGAGCAAAGGAACCUCAACUCCUUCUUUGCCAUCAUGUUUGGCCUCAGCAACUCAGCCAUCAGCCGCCUGGGCCACACCUGGGAGAGGCUGCCUCACAAAGUCCGGAAGCUGUACUCAGUUCUGGAGAGGCUGCUGGACCCCUCCUGGAACCACCGUGUGUAUCGAAUGGCCCUCACCAAGCUCUCCCCUCCCAUCAUCCCCUUCAUGCCCCUUCUUCUCAAAGACAUGACCUUCAUCCAUGAGGGGAACCACACGCUGGUGGAGAAUCUCAUCAACUUUGAGAAGAUGAGGAUGAUGGCCAGAGCCGCGCGGACGCUGCACCACUGCCGGAGCCACAGUGCGGUGCCUCUCUCGCCGCUCAGAAGCCGCGUGUCCCACCUGCACGAGGACAGCCAAGCCGCGAGGACGUCCACAUGUGAGUGGGGCGGGGUGGCGCGGCCUCCGUGCUGCCAGCUCUUCACACCCCGAGGUAGGUGGAGUGUCAUCCGAGGGUCAGCAGGCGCAGACAGGCCCAAGGGACUCUCGGAAGGCCACAUGUUUAGUGACUGAGGCAAGUAGAAGGGGUUAGUGGGCUCGAGCACUUUCUACAGACCUGCGUUCCUUUGACGGACUUCAGUGGCAUGAAAUGGGAUUGAUUUCACCCGCAGUCCAUACCACACUGUCGUCAUUGCCCUUUUAUUUAUACAUUUCUUUAUUUAUUCGAAUGAUAUUGUGCACACCUGUGGCUCCAUCCUAAGUAUAAUACUAUAUCCCCUACAGUGGUGUCCCCCUUGCAAACAAGAUAGUAACCACUAUCUUGAACAAUGGGUUACUUACUGUCUUUUUAAAAAAGUUUUAUCAUAUAUACAAACACAAUUACUUACAUAUGUCUUUAAAGUGCCUCCUAUAUAUAAUUACAGCAAAAUACUCUUGAGGUUUAGCUGUUUAUACACUUAGCAAAAGGGGUGUUAUGCUGUUUGUAAUCUUGGGGACCUGUCUUUUUAGUCUGCUCUUUUCCACAGUGCUGUUCUGUCCUGCUCAGUGGGGUUGGGCACUGUGCUCCUGGGGGCGAGGGCAGGAAGGCAGGUGUAGGGGGAGGGGCCCUACAGAGCAGUGUCACGCCCCUCACCACUCUCCUUUUCAGGCUCGGAGCAGUCCCUGGGUACCCGGAGUCCGGCCAGCAGCUGGGCGUGUGUCCAGCAGCUG